AUGCGCUACCUUAAGAGUUUGGAGGCCAUCGCUCGAUGCAGGACCAUCCCACUAAGUUGUGAGAAGGCCGAAUUAACCGCAGUUGUCCCACGGAAAAAGGCUUUACUGCCACUGGCACCCAUUGUUAAGUCUUCGCAUGACUUACUGCAAACACUCCCCAGGUCUCCAUUCAUAUCGUGUAAAUGCAGUUUAUCUGCUCCAAUGCAGAUUAGAUUUGCCCACACGGAUGUUACAAAUGUUCCUGACUUCACAAAUUAUCGUUUAGAGGUGACUAAGGAUCCUCACUCAAAAACCUCCGACACCGAUGUGCAACGCAAAGUCUUUACGUAUACGAUGAUGUUCGCGGGCGGUGUACUUGUUACCACAUCAGCUAAGUUCGCUGUUAGGACGUUUAUCAAACCUUUGGGACCUUCAGCCAGAACAAUGGCGGAGGCCUCCACAGAAGUUAACCUUGCUGCCAUUCCGGAAGGAAAAAAUAUCACAGUCAAAUGGCGAAAUAAACCAUUAUUCAUCCGUCACAGAACAGCAGAUGAAGUUGCACGUGAGCGCGCAGUUCCUCUAACCGCCUUAAGGCAUCCUCAGCGAGAUGAAGAUCGCGUAAAAGAAGACAAAUGGCUCAUUUGUCUGGGAGUAUGUACUCAUUUGGGCUGUAUUCCAAUAGCACAUGCCGGUGAUUUUCCAGGAGGAUACUACUGUCCGUGUCACGGUAGUCACUAUGAUGCUUCUGGUCGCAUCAGAAAAGGUCCUGCUCCACUAAAUUUGGAAGUACCUGAAUACAAGUUUUUGGACGAGAAUACCGUUAUUGUUGGCUGA
Trichobilharzia regenti is the source of this 813-nucleotide messenger RNA. The record is from the annotation of a GenBank genome assembly. Lineage: Eukaryota; Metazoa; Platyhelminthes; Trematoda; Strigeidida; Schistosomatidae.